This is a messenger RNA of Lottia gigantea (owl limpet), 603 nucleotides long. RefSeq lists its product as hypothetical. Lineage: Eukaryota; Metazoa; Mollusca; Gastropoda; Lottiidae. The record is from RefSeq and is a predicted model, not a curated record. The transcript has 2 exons. The annotation marks the transcript as partial.
AUCUGUGCCUCAUAUUACCAAAUCUAUGUAUUUGUGCCUCAUAUUACCAAAUCUAUGUAUUUGUGCCUCAAAUUACCAAAUCUAUGUAUUUGUGCCUCAAAUGACCAAAUCUAUGUAUUUGUGCCUCAUAUUACCAAAUCUAUGUAUUUGUGCCUCAAAUUACCAAAUCUAUGUAUUUGUGCCUCAUAUUACCAAAUCUAUGUAUUGUGUCUCAAAUUAACAAACCUAUGUAUUUGUGCCUCAUAUAACCAAAUCUAUGUAUAUGUGCCUCAUAUUACCAAAUCUAUGUAUUUGUGCCUCAUAUUACCAAAUCUAUGUAUUUGUGCCUCAUAUUACCAAAUCUAUGUAUUUAUGCCUCAUAUUACCAAAUCUAUGUAUUACAUGUGUCUCAAAUUAAACCUAUGUAUUUGUGCCUCAUAUUACCAAAUCUAUGUAUUUAUGCCUCAUAUUACCAAAUCUAUGUAUAUGUGCCUCAUAUUACCAAAUCUAUGUAUUUAUGCCUCAUAUUACCAAAUCUAUUUGUGCCUCAAAUUAACAAAUCUACGUUUUACGUUUUUGGAAAUAAGUGUCGAAUAUUUAAAUGAAACAAAAUUUAUUCAUUAG